Messenger RNA from Drosophila miranda, 2473 nucleotides. RefSeq names its product sialidase (gene spag4). Bases 177 to 2192 code for a protein of 671 amino acids. The record is from RefSeq and is a predicted model, not a curated record. Gene Ontology annotation, molecular function: protein-membrane adaptor activity. Gene Ontology annotation, cellular component: nuclear envelope; meiotic nuclear membrane microtubule tethering complex. Gene Ontology annotation, biological process: nuclear envelope organization. Lineage: Eukaryota; Metazoa; Arthropoda; Insecta; Diptera; Drosophilidae. The transcript has 4 exons.
AAUUUAUCCGCAGUUUCUUGGUCAGACUUGGACCAGCCAAAACAAAGCUGUCUGUCAUGAAACUACUAAUUUUGUAUUAUAUGUACUUGUACAUUUUUGCAUAUAGGAGGCUCUUAAUCGUUUGUAACAUAAUUGUUUGAAUUGUUGUACUUUUACAAAGAUUUGCUUCAAAACCAAUGGACGGCACUCAGAGAACCAGCACUAGGCUAACUUGCCUUAACAGUGUGCUAUCUUUUAUUAUCGUCUGGGCAUUUUUCUUUUAUCUAAUGUCUGGCCGGACCUCAAAUGUAUCUGACAUCUCUGUGCUACGCGAUGAAGUGAAUCAGCUAUCGAAACUGGUGCGCGGCUCCCCCACAGCCGUUGGGGCUUUUGACAGUUCCAAGGAUGCCUCUGGGCCACCUGGUAGUCCGCACUUCGUUCCAAAAGAACAUGGCUCCGAACUGACCAAAUGGAGCUCCGAACUUGCACGUAAGGUUGACGUCCUCAUGGACGAUGUGAUACAGCUAAAGGAGAAUUGCUUUAAAAUGAUGUCAAUUCCAAUUCGGAAUUCAAUGCAAUUUCCAAACGGAUUAAAAAAUACAAUUUUAAUGCAAAAUCCAAAUUUGGUCCAGGGUCCAAAUGGAAAUCAAAAUGGAAUCCACGACGCAACUACAAUCAAACAACAAAAUUCAAGCCGAGAUCUAAAUUCAGUUAAUAAUCAAAAUAUAAGCCACGAUCCAAAUUCCCACAAGGAUUCAAGCCAAUAUCCAAAUUCGAAUCAAGAUCCAAAUUCCUAUAAGGAUCAAUAUUAUAAGCAAGAUACAUAUUCAAACGAAGAAUCAUAUUCAGACCAACAUCGAUAUUCAAAGCAAGAUUCAUAUGCAAACGAAGGUGCAUAUUCAAACCAAAAUCCAUAUUUAGACCAACAUCGAUAUUCAAACAAAGGUACAUACUCAAACCAACACAAUUACGAUACCGAGAGUCUCCCAAUGGGCUAUAAUCGUUUGAACUUCGCCUCAGACGAGCUGGGGGCCAGUGUUGUCUCGGUCGAGGCCAGCCCCAUUGACGACAGCGGUAUAUUCAAGCGCCUUCUGGGCCUAGAAUUCAGUUCCAAUCCGCCGGUCAACAUGCUUCGGCCGAGUCUUGCGCCCGGCGCCUGCUUUGGAUACCGUGGGGUUCGUGCCAUUGCGAUCAUCCAUCUGGCCAAGGAAAUCGUCGUUGACACGAUUACCCUGAGCCACCCGCCCAAGGAUAUGAUGCCCAAUCUGUGUGAAAACGCACCGAAAGAUUUCAAGGUUAUCGGCAUAAAACCGAAUUACAACGAGAAAGAGCCGUUGGGCCAAUUUACCUACCAUAAUCACGCCAACAGCCGCACUGAAAUCUACCGUAUAGACAACAAAAGUACUUUCUGUAGACUGGUCCUCGAAUUCUACUCGAAUCAUGGCGGAGAGUUCACUUGCAUUUAUCGAGUGGAGGUCUAUGGAAGCUUGCCUGCCCCUGACCCACAGGGCAAUGAGCGCGGACAAGGAAAGGAUCACGGAAAAGGAGAUCUCCACGCAGAAGGAGACGACAAUGGGCAAGGAGGUGAUGUCAGCGGACAAUCAGAUUUGAGCGUACCAGAGGCUGUUCGUGGACCAGUAGAUAGCAGCGGAACAGUAGACAGCAGCGGACCAGUGGACAGCAUCGGACCACGAGACAGCAGCAGAUUAAGAGAUAGCAGCGGACCUGAUGAAAGCACCGGACCAUUAUACACCAGCACACCACGAGAUAGCAGCAGGCCAGAAGAUGUCAGUGGAGGCGAUCUCCGUCGGGGAGAUGAUGUCCGCGGACAAAAGGAAGUCUGCGGACGAGAUGGCGAAAUUUGCCAAAAACCUGGCUGCAAACGAUGCGCCCCACGGGAUAGCAGCAGACCAGAAGAUAGCAGCGGACCAGAGUCUGUUCGUGGACCAGUAGAUAGCAGCGGAACAGUAGACAGCAGCGGACCAGUAGACAGCAGCGGACCACGAGAUAGCAGCCGAUUAGGAGAUAGCAGCGGACCUGAUGAAAGCACCGGACCAUUAUACACCAGCACACCACGAGAUAGCAGCGGACCAGAAGAUGUCAGUGGAGGCGAUCUCCGUCGAGGAGAUGAUGUCCGCGGAAAAAAAGGCUGCGGACGAGAUGGCGGAAGUUGCAAAAACCCUGGCUGCAAAAACUGCGGCAGAGAACUUUAAUGUUUUUGUGAGCUCUCAUCUCCUCUCAUCGGCUUACUCUGACAAUUCUCUGACAGUACCAAUACACAUUUUCUGAUGCAGUAGGAGCCAGUGAGAGCCCUAUAUUGUUCAUAUAAACUAAAUUUAUUUGUCUCACGCUGAGUUAAUGCGCUGGCGUUCUUUUAGAUUGAAGUUUACAAGUUGUAAUUACGUUCUGGUUAUUAUUUAAAUUCAAAUAAAACGUUUCCUUGUUUGCGUUGGUUAGUAAUCGGGAAACAUGUUCUACCCGAUAAAGGAAUUUU